AUGGCAAAGGGCUCACUGUUUCGUUUGUUGGUUGCUUUAACGAUUUGUCUGUCAUUUGCAGGAUCAGAACUUGUUGAAGAAUUUCAGCAACCGUCCGUGGAAAACAUCGACAGCAACAAAGUAUUCCUGGAACACCAGUCUUCCAGCGGCAUACAUUAUAAGAGGGAGGAAAUUCUUUCACACUGGCCUCACCAAAGAGUCUGUUCUAUAAAGUGUCUUAGAAGCCAUUAUCAUCCAGUCUGUGGGUCAGACGGCGUCACUUACUCGAGUCCUUGUAUGGCCAAUUGUCUCGGUGUAGGGGAGGAGUGUAAUCGCCCGUGCCCCUGUCACCCUCAUUCCAUGUGUAACUGUGGAGGAGAGGUAGACCCAGUCUGUGGAACUGAUGGCGUCACCUACAGGAAUCCUUGCUGGGCCAAGUGUGGGUUUGCAAAUGUAGAAUGCACUGGACUGUGUCCUUGUGAACCAACGACAACUCCUACAACGCCCCCUGGCUGCAAGUGCCCGCCAAUCACCAGUCUUGUCUGUGGUUCUGAUGACGUCACAUAUGGAGGAGAGUGCAUGGCAAACUGCAGCGGUGUAUCUGUCCAGUGUGAGGGCGCCUGUCCUUGUCCAGCCCCCUGUGUGUGUCCAUUAAAUAUUGACCCCGUUUGUACUACUACUAACAAGACCAUCGUUAACGAAUGUACCGCCUCUUGCUUGGAAGAGGAAAUUGCGUGUAAUGGGAGUUGUCCAUGCGUGAAGCAAUGUCCAUGUCCAAGAAUAUACAAUCCUGUAUGUGGAACAGAUGGCGUUACAUACGCCAAUCCGUGUCUAGCACAAUGUCAGGAGGUACCGGCAGCCUGCCCCGGGGAGUGCCCCUGCCCUGCCCCCUGUAACUGUUCGGAUACCCUUGAACCUGUGUGUAGUACCAGAGGACAAAAUUACACCAAUGCAUGCGAAGCAGCCUGCGAUACAGCAACCAUUGCCUGUGAUGGUACAUGUCCGUGCACGGAGCUCUGUGUGUGUACUUUGGAGUUUGCCCCUGUUUGCGGCACCAACAAUGUGACUUACCCCAAUAAAUGUCAAGCCAAAUGUCUGAAUGUGAGCGUGUCCUGUCAGAAUGAGUGUCCGUGCUGUGACUGUGAGGGGUACCCCGAGUCCCUCAUCUGUGGCUCCGACGGUCUCGUCUACCUCAACCCCUGCCAACUGGAGUGUGCGGGUGUGACGCAGGCGUGUCCUGGCCUCUGUCCCUGCCCUGAAGAAGCAGAACAGGGGAAAUCAAGCAUUGUCCAUUCUAGCAACGACAAAGAAGAGUCCGACAGUGACCAAUCAUUACUCUCUAUGCUUACUUCCCUUUGGCGCAAUAUUCCAACCGAAAAUUGACCAAUAUAGAUCCACCGAUUUCUUGCUUGACAAUUUCUUUGACAACUUCUAUUAAUCCUAUAGAUAAAUAUUUUGCUUCUUUCAUGGAAUAUUCACCAUCCCCAUCCAUCCACCUAAUAUUAACACUGUAGUCAAUGCAAAACACAGUGUAAUAGAGUACAUUAAUAGCCUUCAAGGACAGCUAGGAUCACUUUAAUGGUCAAAAUUUCAUUAUUUUAUUCAUACAUUUUGUAGUUGUGAAAAAGUAACUUUGUAACAUGCUUACAAGUAUUAACUAUAAACCUAUUCGCUAAAAAUACACUAAAAGUGUAAUUUUAAAAAAUUGACAUAAAAGCGAAAGUCAAAAUAUUUUGUUUAGAGAACUUCAAUACACUCAGUAAAACCUAUAUAAAGAAAUAAUCUUUCAUUCAAUUCUUUAUUUCAUUUCAUCAUAUCUAUUUUGGUACAAAUGUGUUUCCUUCCACCACCAACCCCCUUUCUACACCAGCUUACAAAUAGACAGUGUGUAUGUAUUAUAAACUGACAUCAAUAAAGCAUUAAAUGAUUAUAAUAAA
Messenger RNA from Saccostrea echinata, 1916 nucleotides. Its product is annotated as serine protease inhibitor dipetalogastin-like. The coding region runs from base 1 to 1362 and encodes 453 amino acids. The record is from RefSeq and is a predicted model, not a curated record. The transcript has 10 exons. Gene Ontology annotation, molecular function: protein binding. NCBI's taxonomy places the organism in Eukaryota, Metazoa, Mollusca, Bivalvia, Ostreida, Ostreidae.